UAGUAUCAGCCCCGCCGGGGGCUCUAACUAAUUCAUCUGAUUAAAUGGCUACCUUUGUUCGCUGUCUUCCUUAUCGACCUUAGCCCAUUGUGCAGCUCUAGUGCGACGUAAAUUAACAACAACAACAAUCCUUUUCGACCCUGUCCUUUGCCCAGAGAAUGACGUCACAACUAUUACUAGAGAUAGUAGAAACAAUAUAUCGGAGGCUUCGGUACUGCGUGCUCAUAUCCAGGGGUUUCUAGAAUGUUCCAGAAUGUUUCAAUCUGCCCUAUAUAAACGGGAGCUCUACAUCAUUCUGCCUAUGCGUUUGGUGGUGUUCAGACGUGGCUUUGGCUCUACUUGUGGGUUCCUUUACGGGCUCAUAGUAAAAGGGUGUGAGUCUAUUGCUGCUUCAAAGUGCUAUUAAAUGUUUUUUUUUCCUUUUAAGCUGAGAGUAUAAUUUCAGAAUAUGCAGAGCUGUGAUAGUUAUGGAAUAGUAUAUAUUUCUGAAUUUAUAUAACGCGGAAACAACAAUAAAGAAUCAUCCGAAUUACUUGAAAUCUUGUGCUCAAGACAUUUGUCCAGAAAGUUCCAGACAUCUCUAGGGCACCCACUGCGCACAACACUUUGUUAUAAUAAGGCUCGCUUGCAAACGACAGUGUUCUUUCCAGCGAGACUUUAUGAUGUUGAUGGACGACAUUCUCGACUUUGAAUUGGAUGAAUCAUCUGUAGGACCAGAGAUGGAAAAUCCCGAUAGUCUUAUUAGGCUGCCAGAAGUACCAAACGUGCCGAUGGUGUCGGCAAAAGAUGCACGGAAUCGAUUAAAUUUGAUGAAGACUUCUCGUGUCGUGGAUUCUUCUCAGACGGUGAAAGAGGAUAUCCCUAUUAAAUGUGCACCUGAAAGACAGACUGUUUCAAGUGUGUCACCACCCAGUAGGGAUCCAAAAUCCAGACCGUUUCAUUUAAAACGUUAUGUACCUUAUGAACGAAAUGUGCACAUGCACGAGAAAUGCUUGGGUGUAUUGUGCAUACAAGAAAAUGGAUACAGUUUGACUAAUGGCGUCGAAACAAUAUCUUGGGAUGGUGAAGUGGAAGUGGAUCCCCAGCAACUGUUGAAAGAUGUAAUUUUUUCCAAAGUGGGAUAUAUGUUGACGGCCGAUGAGGACACCUACAAGACUUGGAAGUCUAUCGUCGCAAAGCUGGACAGCAUACACCCUAUAAAGUAUUUAAAUGUCAUGAAACUUAAUGUAAAAGAGCCUUUAGGGAUAUGUUUAUUUUGUACAAAACAGUGCCAUCGAUUUAAAGUUGUGACGGGUGGCUUUUGUCAAAUUUCACAUGUGCCUUUAGAUAUAGUUCCACAUUAAUUUGUAUUUUAUAUAUGUACUAGCUGACCCGGCAAACGAUGUUUUGCCAUAUGAAUUAUUUCUAGAGUAUGAAAAUAUAUCUUAUAUUACAUAAAAAAAGGCUAAUACGUAUGUAUGCAUCAA
This is a messenger RNA of Parasteatoda tepidariorum (common house spider), 1466 nucleotides long. RefSeq lists its product as uncharacterized. Lineage: Eukaryota; Metazoa; Arthropoda; Arachnida; Araneae; Theridiidae. The record is from RefSeq and is a predicted model, not a curated record.